GAAAGUUAUCAUGGACAACAAGGAAGGGUGAUGAGGACAAAAUGACUGAGGUUCAAGCAGAAGACGUUUGUGUGUGACAUUUUGCUCCAGCAACAUCGGUGUCCAACACUCAGAUCAGAUGCCCCUUAGUUGCUCCCUCCCUGUGAUUUCAAUACUAGCUGUCAUCCUGUCACACAGGUUGGCCUUGGUUCAAGGACAUUUCUUCCACAAUGGUAUUGGUGAUGCUGUUAGCACUGUCUCUACUUCACAUGUCUCCGGUUGAGUGUCAGCCCACCCAGCAUUCAAGUCCUCCAGGAGCACAACCUCCUUUGGGUACCGAUAAUCUGUCCUUCCCCUGGAGCCGUCUUCGCCUGCCGAGGUACAUCAUUCCUCUUCACUACCAACUCCUCCUACACCCCAACCUCACGAGUCUCAGUUUCACCGGCUCAGUGCAGAUCCAGAUCGAUGUCCAGAACAGUACCAACUGGGUUGUGUUACACAGCAAAGAUCUGCAGAUCUUUAAAGCCACCAUAUUGAACCAAAACCUCGAUCAUCUCUCUGACCAGGUUCUUCCAGUUCUUCAUAACCCUUCGCAUGAGCAGAUUGGCAUUUUCUCUCCCAGGGUGCUCAGCAGUGGGCAAAAGUACUUCCUGUAUAUUGAGUUUGGGGCAGAGCUAGCAGAAGGAUUCUAUGGCUUCUACGGUAGCACCUACAGAACCAGUACAGGAGAGAUGAGAACCUUGGCUUCAACUCACUUUGAGCCCACGAGUGCUCGCAUGGCGUUCCCUUGUUUUGAUGAGCCGAAAUUCAAGGCCAACUUCUCUGUUCGGAUUAGGAGGAGCCCAGAGCAGAUUUCUCUCUCCAACAUGCCUGUAGUCAAGACAGUCGAAGUAAGUGACAUCCUGCUCGAGGACUGGUUUGCUGUGAGCGUGAAGAUGAGCACGUACCUUGUGGCAUUUGUCAUCUGUGACUUCAGAUCUGUCACUGCAACAACAUCCUCUGGAGUGCAGGUGUCCAUCUAUGCUGCUCCUGGGAAGUGGCAUCAGACACACUAUGCCCUGGAGGUUGCUGUGAAAAUGCUGGACUUCUACGAGGAAUACUUCAACAUUCACUAUCCUCUCCCCAAACAAGAUCUGAUCGCCAUCCCAGACUUUCAGUCUGGUGCAAUGGAGAACUGGGGUCUGACCACCUACAGAGAGACAAGCCUUCUCUUUGACCCCCGCACUUCCUCUGUGUCUGAUAAACUCUGGGUUACUAUGGUGAUCGGACAUGAGCUCGCCCAUCAGUGGUUUGGUAACUUGGUGACCAUGGCAUGGUGGAACGAUCUCUGGCUAAAUGAAGGAUUUGCCAGAUACAUGGAGUUCAUUUCAGUGGAGGCCACCUACCCUGAGCUCUCUGUGGAGGAAUAUCUGCUGCACACCUGCUUUAUAGCAGUUGGCCACGAUUCGUUGAAUUCCUCUCGUCCAAUAUCCAGCACAGCAGAGAACCCCACUCAGAUCGAACAGAUGUUUGACUCAUUCUCCUACGAGAAGGGAGCGUGUGUCCUGCACAUGCUGCGACACUUUCUGACUGAUGAUGUGUUUCAAAGGGGGAUUGUGCGAUAUCUACGCAAGUACAGCUACAAUAAUGCAGUCAACCAGGAUCUGUGGGACAGUCUGACUAAUACAUGCUCAGAAGAAGACUUCAUCUCUGGAAAACACUGUUACAGCAGCAGUCAGGCCACCAAGAAUGCAUACCUGUUUGCAGGGGAACAUCUGGAUCUGACGGCCAUGAUGAACACUUGGACUCUGCAAAGAGGUAUUCCUCUGGUAACUGUGACCAGGAAGGGGGAUCGUCUGCUGCUGAGACAGGACAGGUUCCUGAGAACAGUGCUGCCCUCUGACCCUCUCUGGCCCACACUGCAGAAGGGUUUUCUUUGGCAUAUCCCUCUGACAUACAAGACAGAUGCUUCCAGCACAAUUCACAGACACCUGAUGACGACACACACAGACAGUGUCCACAUAGGAGAGGAGGUCAGUUGGGUGAAGGUAAACACUGACAUGACUGGCUAUUAUGUGGUUCAUUACGAGGACGAUGGUUGGGAUGAGAUGACCAAACUGCUAAGAGAGAACCACACCGCUCUGAGCUACAAAGACAGGACUCAGCUCAUACACAACUCUUUUCAACUGGUCACUGCAGGUCACCUGCCGAUAAGUAAAGCCUUAGACCUGAUUGGUUAUCUGCGACAGGAGACACACAUAGUGCCUCUCCUUGAAGGACUGGGAUAUCUGGAAACAUAUUACCAUGUGAUUGAGAAAAGGAAUGAGUCUGAGCUAACACACGACCUGGGGACGUACAUCCUGCGAUUUUUCCGUGCCAUCAUCGACCAGCAGACAUGGAGUGACAGCGGCUCUAUGUCAGAGCGACGGCUGAGGUCAGAGGUCCUGUCUCUGGCUUGUCACCUGGAAGACCCUCGCUGUCUUCAGCGGGCACGUCAGAGCUUCACAGACUGGUUAAAGUCUAAUGGAACACUAAAUUUACCCACUGAUGUGGCAGAGACCGUGUAUUCAGUUGGAGCACAGGAUGACCAUGGCUGGGCCUCGCUCUUACACACAUACAACAUCUCCCUCUCUGAAGCACUAAAAAGCAAAAUCCUGUUCGCCUUGACCUGUAGCAAAGACACCAGCAAACUGGAAAGACUGCUGGAGUUGGGACUGGAAGGGAAGGUGAUUCGAUCUCAGGACCUGUCUGGUCUCAUCCUGAUGGUGAGCAGGAACGCGCAGGGACAUCACCUCGCCUGGAACUUUGUCAAAAACAACUGGGACAUGCUGGUUAAAAAGUUCCACUUGGCCUCAUCUUGCAUUAGAAACGUCAUCGUUGGCACCACAGGCCAGUUUUACUCUACAGAGGAGCUCACUGAAGUGCAGUCCUUCUUUGAGUCCAUCAAAGAGCAGUCAUCUCAGCUGAGAGCUACUCAGGUUGCCCUUGAAAACAUGCAGAAAAAUGUUCGCUGGAUUCAGAGGAACCUGGAGACUCUGAGAAACUGGCUCCAUGAGCAAAUGAAGUGAAGCACAGCAGCAACGGAGGUGGUGGUGGACAUUGUCCAUAUUAAGGAUGAUUUAUGUUUUUUGAUUUUGUAUGUGUGUUUUUAUUUGUAAAUUGUAAUUUGCUUGACAUCGCUGUACAGUGUUUUAAGACUGUAAGUUUUAAGGGAGAAUUAAAUUGAUUAAGAUAAAAAUAUUAUUAUAGAGCUAGAGCUAGUUUGUACUAUGACUGUGUCUAUGUGAG
Messenger RNA from Paralichthys olivaceus (Japanese flounder), 3246 nucleotides. RefSeq names its product endoplasmic reticulum aminopeptidase 2 (gene erap2). The record is from RefSeq and is a predicted model, not a curated record. Gene Ontology annotation, cellular component: cytoplasm. NCBI's taxonomy places the organism in Eukaryota, Metazoa, Chordata, Actinopteri, Pleuronectiformes, Paralichthyidae. Gene Ontology annotation, molecular function: zinc ion binding; metalloaminopeptidase activity; peptide binding. Gene Ontology annotation, biological process: peptide catabolic process; proteolysis.